AUGUAUAAAAUAAGUGAUGAUGAUAUUCUGUCGCCUGUCUCUUCGUUCGUUGUCAUUACUUGUCAUUGUCAUGUACAUCGAUAUUUUCAAAUCUUUUAUGAAAAUUGGAUCGACGUCAAACAAACGAUGGGAAUGGAGAAACCAAAUGGCAGAAAUAAGAAGAAGAAUCAAUCAGUAGCAGCAACAGCAGCAGCAGCAGCAACAGCAGCAGUAGUAACGACCAUCAUCAGAGAGAGUAAUGAUUUACCGCCGAGUUGGUUGAAUUUGAAGACAAGCACAUCUCCAUCUCCAAAGAGAAUAAUUCAAAUAGACAAAAGACAACAACACGCAACAUCAUCCAAUCAGUUAGUCAGUCAGUCAUUAGUAAUAAUUAAAAAGAAAAUAGGGUCAUACACAUUCAACACCAAUCUAUUACGUCUAUCUAUCUAUCUAGAGUUAAUUUGA
This is a messenger RNA of Cavenderia fasciculata, 444 nucleotides long. RefSeq lists its product as uncharacterized. The transcript has 5 exons. The coding region runs from base 1 to 444 and encodes 147 amino acids. Lineage: Eukaryota; Evosea; Eumycetozoa; Acytosteliales; Cavenderiaceae. The record is from RefSeq and is a predicted model, not a curated record.